Molecule: messenger RNA, 999 nt
Organism: Erythranthe guttata (spotted monkey flower)
Lineage: Eukaryota; Viridiplantae; Streptophyta; Magnoliopsida; Lamiales; Phrymaceae
Source: RefSeq, a predicted model, not a curated record
CAUACACAUCGAAUCUAUAUAAACUAUAUAUAAGUAUCUAUCUAUACACUCUAUGGCCAUACACCCAUCCACAUACAGCUUCAAACAUUUCUUAUCAAACCCGACAAAAUUUUAAUUUUUUUUCGUUUAAUUUCAAAGAAAAAAAUGUGGUCGAAGAUUUGGAAAUGCAGGGAGGAAGUUAAAACUAGCGAGCAGAUAAAUUACGAUGUUUUCGGGGAAUUAGAACGUAAUAACGAUGAUGUUAAGGCGGGCCAUGCGGAAGAUCGAAACAAUAGUACUUCUUUUCUUCAUGCAGUCAUCAACAUGGUUGGAAUGCUUAUUGGUUUAGGGCAGCUCUCGAUCCCGUACGCGUUAGAAAACGGAGGGUGGUCGACAGCAUUCCUACUGGUAGGCCUCGGCGCGGCGUGUUCGUACACCACCCACUUAUUAGGGCAAUGCAUGGCGAAAAACCCGAAAUCGAGAGACUACAAAGACAUCGGCAACCAUGCAUUCGGUUCGAAGGGAAGGAUAAUAUCCACCACUUUCAUCUACAUGGAGAUCUUCAUGGCGCUCGUCUCCUACACGAUCUCCCUCCACGACAACCUCGCCACCGCCUUCUCGGGCGUCCACAUCAGCUCGGGCUGGGCCCGCAUGUCGCCGCCUCAGCUGCUGGCGGCGAUCGCCGUCCUGGUGGCGGUCCCCACCCUCUGGCUGAGGGAUCUCUCGUCGAUAUCGUUCCUGUCGACGGCUGGCAUACUCUUGUCGGUUCUGAUCUUCGCGAUGGUGGCGUGCGCCGCGGCUUUCGGCGGGGUGAGGGCGGACCGCGGGAUCCCUGUGCUGCAGAUGCAGAGGAUUCCUGCCGUUUAUGGGCUCUAUAUCUUUAGCUUUGCUGGUCAUAUUGUUUUUCCUAAUAUUUACACUGCCAUGAAGGACCCUUCCAAGUUCACCAAGGUAUAUUUCUUGUUUUAUAUAUAUAUAUAUAUAUACUUAGAUCAAACAAUGUUAAGGACUAAGGUCUGA